This is a messenger RNA of Cydia splendana, 4131 nucleotides long. It is a transcript of the gene hook, whose product is annotated as protein hook. The transcript is spliced from 16 exons. Gene Ontology annotation, cellular component: centrosome; cytoplasm. Gene Ontology annotation, molecular function: microtubule binding; dynein light intermediate chain binding. Gene Ontology annotation, biological process: cytoplasmic microtubule organization; cytoskeleton-dependent intracellular transport. The record is from RefSeq and is a predicted model, not a curated record. The coding region runs from base 191 to 2266 and encodes 691 amino acids. Lineage: Eukaryota; Metazoa; Arthropoda; Insecta; Lepidoptera; Tortricidae.
UAUCUUUGUAAACGCACCAGCAAACGUCACGCUACGGUUCACUACUGUCGACGGGAAACAUUUCUUAUUUUUCUAUUUAUAUCUAAAAGUCCUAAUUCUUAUUAUCCGACCAAAUGUGAUAUUUAAUUAAGCACGAGUCUACUGUUAAUUUAAUUGACUUUACAGUGCAAUACGCUCCAUUCAUGCCAGAAUGGAGCAACCAAAUAGCAUAGUUUUGUGUGACAAUCUCAUUAAAUGGUUGCAGACCUUAAAUCUUAAGGCUAAACAUGGAAAUCCAUCAGAACUCUCAGAUGGUGUGGCCAUUGCCGAGGCUCUUACACAAGUUGCCCCGGAAUAUUUCUCUCCAUCAUGGAAUACCAAAAUCAAAACAGAUGUGGGUCACAACUGGAGGCUAAAAGUCAGCAAUAUGAAAAAAAUAUUAGAAGGUGUAUUUGAUUAUCAUCAAGAUAUAUUAAAUUUGAGCCUGCAAGACUUUUCACGGCCUGAUGUAGUCAAUAUUGCUGAACAUGCAGACCCGUCAGAUCUAGGGAGACUAUUGCAACUUGUUCUUAGUUGUGCCGUGAACUGCGAUAAGAAAGAAGAAUACAUCACGAGGAUAAUGGAGCUGGAACUCUCUUGUCAGCGGUCGAUCAUGCAAGCUAUACAGGAAUUGGAGACGUUGACGCUGGGCGGAAGGGGGGCGCCGCAUGCGGACGCGCCGGAGCCGGACACGGACAUGAGGGAGGUGCUCGCCCAGCGGUGCCAUGAACUUGACACGCAGGUAAAAGUCCUCCAAGAAGAGAAGAUGACGCUACUAAGCGAGGUAGCGCGGCUGACCGCGUCGAGGCAGGACGAGAGGCCCGACGACGAUGACGCCGAGCUCGACGAGGCAGGCGCCUCCCUCGGACCUGCACACGCGGGAACAUUACGAUACAGUAAUAUGCGGGCGCAGUUAGACGCGUUGAAGGACGAAUUGGACAAAGUGGAACUACAGAGAGAUGACCAGCGGGCGAGGGCCGACGCGUUCGAACGGGAGUUAGCGCUCAUGAAAUUAAGAAACGAAGAGUUACAAAUAGCAGCGUCAGAGAACGUAACGCUAAAAGAUGAGGUAGACGCUUUAAGGGAGACGGCUGCGAAAGCGGCCACACUUGAAGCCACUGUGGCUUCCUAUAAGAAGAGGAUGGAGGAACAUGUCGACUUGAGAAGACAGGUGAAACUACUGGAGCGAGCGAACACAGAGCACGUGCAACGAGCGAUAGAACAUGAGCAGGCGGCCACGCGAGCGAAUGCGUUACGCGCUAAACUAGACAUUUAUAAAAAACAGGUUAUAGAUUUAAAUGAGAAACUAGACGCUGAAAUGACGAAAGCGGACAAACUGGAGAUAGAGAACAAAAAGCUGUCGAGCCGAGCAGAUUUCCUGCAGCGCGAGCGAGACAAACUAGUGUGCGACAGGGACGCACUGAAGGAAACGGUGGAGGACCUCACCCACUAUACUAUAACUGCAGGGGCCAGCGAAGACAACGUAUCGCAGGAGCUGAUCCCGACGGAGAUGAAGGAUAAGCUGAUCCGGCUCGAACAUGAGAACAAACUGUUACGGCAGAACCAGGGUGCGCAGGCCGACCAAGGAUCUGUACAGGCUUUGCUAGAAGACUACGCAGCGCGGUUAGAGAAGCAACGCGCCUUACAUAGAGAACAGAACCAACGCAUCAUGCAGCUGGAGGCUGCGCUCGAGGCCGCGCCGGCGAGGGACCCGCGCCUCGCUACCGCCAUGGAGGAUAGUCAGCGGAAAUCAUUACAAGUAGAAGAGUUACAAGCCGCUGUAGCCGAAGAGCGCCGGCGCGCCGGGAAACUACAGGAGGCGCUCGCGGCGCGGGACGCCGAGCUCGUCGCCACCGAGGACAAGUACAAGCGGUGCGUCGAGAAGGCCAAGGAGGUCAUCAAAUCAUUAGACCCCAGGGCUGCGGCGUUGCCGUCGCUGUCGGACAUGACGUUGGGCUACGCGCGCGGCGCAGGCGCCGGUGCGGCCAGAGGCGAUGCUACGCCCAACAAUAACCGACACGAAUGGAGCGGCAGCGGCAGCGGCGGCGGCAGCUCGGAGCCGCGCGGCAGCACGGAGCAGCGUCUGCUGACGUCCGCCUGGUACCAGCUGGGCGCGCGCUGCCACCGCGACGCCGUCGAGACGCGCUUCGCGUUGCUCUCUGCCGGACAUUCCUUCCUCGCUCGGCAGCGCCGGCAACCCCCCCACCCCCACCCCCGAGCUCGAGCAGGCCCGCCCGCGCAGCCCUGACACCCCGCGGUGCACUAUGACAAAUUCUGCGCCAGGAUACGGGAGUCGUAGGCGCGUCGUAUGUGAGGGUAUGUGCCGUUAUUUCUACUGCCCCGCGACGCGGUAGAGACGCGCUUCACCCUGCUGUCGGCCAGUUCCUCACCCCCGCGCGGCCCGGACACCUCUGGGUGCAUCAUGAUAAAGUGCAGGGUACCUAAAUAUGUCUCGUUUGGUCUAUACCCCGGUCGAAUAUAGUGCGGUAUCCCUCGGUCGAUGUUAUUUGUAUAACGUUAUUUACCCUUUAUAAAGCUUUUUGACAAAAACUGCGUCGACUAAACUAUGUUUUUAUAUCCCGGAUGCUAUAAUGACGAUUCGUACACGUGAGUGGUACGAUCACUUUUGUAGCAUUUAAGGUGGUGGUACUAGUACUCGACAUGCUAAUAGAUAACACCCUGCUGUCACCUCUAUUAACAAUGACUUAAGUUUCAAGAUGACAUGUACUGGGACCGCGUCGAGCACCAGUACCACCACCCUAUGUACCAAAAUGACAGAUCGGUUUGGCACAUUGGGGCAACCUAAUCGUCAUUUUAUGGAUAUGUUACGGGCAACUUAAUUGACCAGGCAGUAUACAUAAUAACCGGUCAUUAUGAAUAAUGUUCAAGAGCUUCGGGCACACUGAUAAAUGUAUUACUUUGGUCGGUCCAUAUUAAUGAUGCCCGACGCCCCGUAGUCCAAUUAAUGAAUAAAGGUUUGAGAUAGCUUGAAUUUAUCACUUGGACCGAACAGUAUGAAUACUUCCCUACUUCUAGUCGGGCAAUGUGAUAAAUUCGGUCCCACCGUGGUGGAAGCAGUUUAUUUAUGUGGGAGGUUGCAAUUCUAACCUGACCUAAACCUACUUUUCUAAAAACACUUUUUUUGUGGAUGGUUGCAGUAUCUAAGUAACCUAACCUAAACCUUCUUUUUUAUAAACAAUUCAUUUCAGUGGGGAUUGUAUUUCUAACCUAACCUGAACCUACUUUUCUGUAAGUAGUUCCUUUCUGUGCGGGGUUGCAGUUCUUACCUAAACUAAACCUACACUACAUCUCAUCUAUUUUAUUAGUUUUAUUACAUUGCCCAUAUACUAAUAUUAUUCAUACUGACCGGUCAAAGUGAUUAAUCAUGCUGUUUUAAUUACAUUGUCCACUUGAUGCCGGCAUUAUGCAUACCGACCGGUCAUUAUACAUAGUAACCGGGCUUAUCAAGUUGCCCGUAACAGAUAUAUAAGCAAGGUUUAGGUAAUGUGUUAAAAAAACACACACAAUAUUUAAUUUCACUAAAUUAAUAUAAAUAAUGGAUAAUAUCAAUGCAUUUAUGAUUAGAUAAAUUUAACACUAACGGACGGCGCUGGCCUGCACUGCCUUAGUAAAAUGUGACAAAAGAGUAGCUCUAAAUGGACUCAAAUACAUUUUAAAUAAAAUUAUUAUUGUAAAUUAUCUGAUUAUCUUCUUAACCUCGUAAUUUACUCGAUUUUGCGAAAACCACAUCAAAACGUAACUUGAUUUACCAGAAUAUCUUUACUUUUUUGAAGUGGUCUUAAAUUGGAUAGAAUUUCAUACUGAAAACGAACAAAAAUACGAGAUUCAGAAGAGAUCAAUCCAAAAGUAGUUGAGGUAAAUAUGCCGAUCUAUUUUUUUAUUAGUGUAAACUCGUUUAAGGUGUAGACGUACAGAUCUAGUACAUAACCUUUUUUCCGUCGUAUUUUCACGGAAACGUACCAAGGUGUCAUGUUAUUUCAGUCAAUCGCAAUACAAAAGGUACUGAGGCUGACUGAAGUAGCAUGACAAAUGUGAAUGUUUCCGAGAAAAUACGAUGGAAAACAAUUGGACAACAAUUGUGCACUACAUAUG